CCUAUAGCUUGCUAGAGAGGUGAGUUUCUGGGGCGGUAUUUUUGACAGCUUUCCUUCUACUUCGUGCGACGGCAUGUCGUUUGUCUAAUUGACUUCAUUGCUCCGUAUGCUGUCGUGGUUGAGGAGCUGCACAGAGAAAAUAGCAGCCAGGUUGUGUCCAGGUGCCCUUGCAUUGAGCCAAAAUGGCUGACCCGUGGCAGGGGGCGAUGGACCAUGCUGUAGCAGUGGCCAGGAAGGCAGGGGAGAUUAUCAGGGACGCCCUGCAGAAUGAUAUGAAGAUCAUGUGCAAGAGCUCAUCGGUUGACCUUGUCACCAAGACUGACCAGCAGGUGGAGCAAUUCAUUUUCGACUCAGUAAGGGAGAAGUUUCCUACUCACAGCUUUAUUGGAGAGGAAUCGGUAGCUGCUGGACAGCCCUGUACACUGACUGACAACCCAACCUGGAUCAUCGACCCUGUGGAUGGGACUACCAACUUUGUGCACGGAUUCCCAUUUGUCGCUGUGUCCAUUGGCUUCGCUGUCAAGAAGGAGCUGGAGUUUGGCGUGGUGUACAGCUCGUUAGAGGACAAAAUGUACACGGGCCGAAGAGGCAAGGGGGCCUACUGCAACGGCCUGCCCCUACAGGUGUCAGACCAGACAGAUAUCAGCCAGUGCAUCGUUAACAGCGAGAUGGGCUCCAACAGAGACCCAGAAGUGGUUGACAGAAUCUUCUCUACCAUGCGGAAGAUCCUGUGCAUCCCAGUCCACGGGCUGAGGGGCGUUGGCACGGCAGCCGUCAACAUGGGCCUGGUGGCCUCCGGCGCCGUGGAGGCCUACUUUGAAAUCGGGAUCCACUGCUGGGACAUCGCGGCCGGCGCUGUCAUUGUCACCGAGGCGGGGGGCGUCGUCAUGGAUGUAGACGGAGGACCAUUUGACUUGAUGUCGAGGAGAGUUUUGGCGGCAAACAACAAGACAAUCGCAACAAGAAUCGUUAAGGAGAUAGAUGCAUUUCCAGCAGAAAGAGAUGACGCUCCCAAACAGGAAAAACAAUGAUUUCUAAAUAGAAAUAUCCUUAUCAGGGCAUUGUAAUAUAUAUACUAUAUAUUUUUUGUCUUAGCAUUUAUGUACUUGAAUAAAAGCCAUUGUCAAUGUAAACCAAUGUAAUCAAACAUUCACGCACAACUUCCUCCAGUGGUAAAAUGCAGCAAUGCUAAAGUGAGAAAUACCUCACUCUAGCAUUAUGUAAUUUCCUUUAGCUGUUGUUUAUAAUACAAAUGACCCUCCAAAUAUAUACUGUGGCCAUCUUUUUGGGUCAUGUCACUUUGCCGCAGGAAGCUGUCAGUCUUUCAGAUAUGUAUUUUUUAUAAGAUUCUGAAGCUGAUUUAUCUGCAAUAAACGUAUUAACAUAACACAUUUCCACAGUGUUGAAACUGAGUCAGAAAUGUAAG
This is a messenger RNA of Megalops cyprinoides (Indo-Pacific tarpon), 1426 nucleotides long. RefSeq names its product inositol monophosphatase 1-like. The record is from RefSeq and is a predicted model, not a curated record. Bases 183 to 1031 code for a protein of 282 amino acids. NCBI's taxonomy places the organism in Eukaryota, Metazoa, Chordata, Actinopteri, Elopiformes, Megalopidae. Gene Ontology annotation, molecular function: inositol monophosphate 1-phosphatase activity. Gene Ontology annotation, biological process: signal transduction; inositol metabolic process; phosphatidylinositol phosphate biosynthetic process. The transcript has 9 exons.